AGAGAAAAACAUAAAAGGUAAACCCGGUCCAAAACCCUUGCUCUCCGUCUGCCGUCGCCCCUCUCUCACGCUCCCUCUCCCGCAAACGCAAAGUGAGAAAUAAGAGAGGGAAAAGGAAACGAAACGAAAGCCCAGCCAUGUCUCGUCUCGUUCGAUCUCGAAUCCUUCCCUAUUUCACGAAGCCAAGCACCGGCAGGCCCUUCAGCUCCUCCACCGUCUCCGCCGCCGCACCCCCCAAGGAGCCCAUCGUCGCCACCGAUGCCCUCCUCAACGACCAAUCCCCACCGCCGCCUCCCCAGUCCUCUGCUCCCUCCCCAGGCGCCAGGAAAUCCUGGGGUCUUUUCAAGUUCGGGGCCUUGGCGGCUUUCACGGGAGCCAUUGGAACCACCGCCUACGCUACCUACGCUUAUUCUCUAGAUGAAGUGGAACAGAAGGCAAGGACUUUGCGGGCAAUUUCAAAAUAUUCAGUAGGGGAUGGUGCAUCUGAUUUUGAAAAAUUUCAGGCUUUGGUUUACUCAACAUUAAUGAAAGUUCCUGUUAAGACUAUAGAGCUAUACAUGGAUAUUAGGAGGGAAAUUGAAGAACAAGUACGGGGAUUUACUGAACCAUCAUCAGAGAAGCUUCUUCCAGACUUGCAUCCUCAAGAGCAAGGUGUCUUUACUCUUGUUCUAGACCUCAAUGAGACUUUGGUAUACUCUGACUGGAAGCGUGACAGAGGGUGGAGAACAUUUAAAAGACCUGGAGUUGAUGCUUUCUUAGAACAUCUUGCAAAGUUUUACGAAAUUGUCAUCUACUCAGAUCAGCUGAAUAUGUAUGUUGAUCCUGUUAUUGAGAGGUUGGAUCAGAAAGGUUGCAUUCGAUAUCGGCUGUCAAGAGCAGCAACCAGAUAUCUGAAUGGAAAGCAUUAUCGGGACCUAGCGAAGCUGAAUAGAGAUCCUUCACGAAUUAUUUAUGUCAGUGGGCAUGCUUUAGAAACUAGCCUUCAGCCAGAGAACUGUGUACCAAUUAAGCCCUGGAAACUUGAAAAUGAUGAUACUGCACUGCUGGAUCUUAUUCCAUUUCUUGAAUAUGUUGCUAUCCACAGACCAGCCGAUAUAAGACCUGUACUUUCUUCUUAUCAAGGUCAUGACAUAGCAAGCGAAUUUAUUGAGCGCUCAAAAGAACACCAGAGGCGGAUGCAGGAACAGAGGCAACAUAACCGUUUCUGGCGUCGAUGAAUCUGCAUUCAGAUUGAGAAACAUCAUUGCAUUUUCUUGAGAUGUUUGGGCUGAGAUGUGAUUAACCCAUCAACUUCGAUGAAAGAUAUUGAGGCCUCUAUGUUCUCUUUCCUCACCCCACUUUUCUUUUUUGAGAGCAUAUUUUUUUAUUUCAUAGACUGUUGUUGGUGAAAAAUAUGUUGAAGUUAUACUAAUUAUGUUGUAAUAGCUACAUGAACACGAGUGGCUUCCACAAAGCUUCUUGCUACAUUGGCAUUGGCAACCUUGGUCACAUGUUCGUUGUUUAGAAUGUAUCUCAUUAGUGCACAUCUCUACUGAUAUAUGCCCUUGAUAGAGAAGGAUUUGGAGUUUUUAUUA
Messenger RNA from Elaeis guineensis (African oil palm), 1574 nucleotides. RefSeq names its product mitochondrial import inner membrane translocase subunit TIM50. The record is from RefSeq and is a predicted model, not a curated record. Lineage: Eukaryota; Viridiplantae; Streptophyta; Magnoliopsida; Arecales; Arecaceae.